This is a messenger RNA of Lodderomyces margitis, 2541 nucleotides long. RefSeq lists its product as uncharacterized. The record is from RefSeq and is a predicted model, not a curated record. The transcript has a single exon. NCBI's taxonomy places the organism in Eukaryota, Fungi, Ascomycota, Pichiomycetes, Serinales, Debaryomycetaceae. Bases 1 to 2541 code for a protein of 846 amino acids.
AUGAAUAGUGAUUUAGCAUAUCACCGCAAUACUCCAUAUCAGUUUGCUAAUAAUAUUAACCCACUAAGUGAUCAACAUCCAAACUCCCAUUCCCACCAGCAACAGCAGUUACAGCAACAGCAGUUACAGCAACAACAGCAACAGCAACAACCACGUACUAUGACUGACUCUGUUCCUCCUACAUCAAUUGAUCCAUUAGAUACCAUCACUUCCGCUCAAGCCAAUGAUAACAACAACAACAACAACAACAAUCACUUUGAAUCAACUCCACGCACUCCUGCUCCUCCAAUAUCACCCACCAACUUUCGUCAGUCUAGUGGUGCAAUUGAUAAAACAGUACCGUCGAUACACAAAUAUUCAAGAAGAGUUUCAUUCAAUAACUUGAAUCCUGUUGACGACGGAGAUUUCUUGUACAAUCGCCCCAUUUACAACCAAGUAACAAAUAAUAAUAAUAACAGUAACAACAAGCAGUACAGUUCGUACUCAGGCCCAUCAGCAACCGCAAACUCACUUGGCUCUGAUGCAACAUCUCCUGUAGCUGCUCCAGCGCAACUUAGUUCCACCUAUAACAAUGAAAAUUACCGUUAUGGCACUUCACCUACCCGUCAAUCAUCUUUUCCCUUUUCUAGUUUACCAAAAGUGCCUAAUUUUGAUGUCAUUAGUCAAUCACCUGGCUCUGCUCACUUUUAUUCACAACAACAGCAACGGAAACGAAGAUUGAAAUUACCAAACCCGCCGGAAAAGUCCAUCUUGAAGAAUAAAGUAUCACAACAGCAAUUGGAUUACAAUUAUAAGUUUGGAGGUAAUAUCGAAGAUGCUACCAUAAAUUAUCAUCAAGAAGAAGAAGAGGAAGCUCAGGCGCAACCAGAUGCACAAGAGGACGAAGAAGAGCAAGAGGAUGAAGGGCACCGAGCACGAGCAGCAGAAGCUAGGGACGCGAAAGAUUCAGAUCAACCACCACAACGGAGGAAAUCAUAUGCUGGCAUGACGGAUGAAGAACUCUUGGCUCUAGAUCCUCAAUUUAAUAUGAAGCCCAAGACUUCCAAUUUUGAUGCAUUCAAAUUUGAUAAUCAAAAAAUUUACUACACUGAUCGAAGAUCAUCAACUUCAGGGGUGUCGGCAUUGGGUAAACUACAAGCGCAACAACAACAAUAUCCAUCUUCAAAUGAAAACAAUUACCGAUCAAUUGCUCUCACGGUACAGCAUGAUGACUACGACCAAAUUGAACUUCGAAGAACUUUAUUAACAACUAUUUCAGGAAGAAAACAUUCUUGGAAUUCACUUGAUUGGUUGUUACGGAUUGGUGACACCGUAUCGAACGAGCAACUGAUUUUACAUGACGGAGAUUAUUUAAUUGUUGCUAGUUUUAUCUCGCAAAAAUUUGUCAAGGAGUAUAAUUCCAAAAGAAGGAAACAAAGUUUUGAUGAUUAUUUGAAAGCAAAGUGUCAGAAUUUGCUCGACUAUUUUAAAUUGAGUCUUGCUCAAUUGGAUUUAUGCAUCAAGAUGACAGUUGAAUUUGUGAUUGAGAAUGGAUUGGAAACUCUGGAACAACAUGGUAAUGAAUAUGGAUCCAAAUUUAUGUUGACUAAAUUGGUGAAACAGUACCAUCCGAAUAUUUUCAUUGUUGGAAUAAAAUCAUCAAAUUUAAAUUUCAAGUACAAGAUUAAAAAGAAUAGUGAGCGAAGCUAUUUGGUCAAGUAUUCCUCAUUUAUUGUCAAACAUGCAGGUAUUCCAGUUGUAUUGGUCAGCAGCCUGUCUAAAGGAACAAUGACGGAUCAAAAGAGACAAGGUAGACAACUGCAACUGCAACUGCAAUCACAAGAGCAGCAGCAAGAACAAUCCAAGUCCCCAGUUCCGAGAAUUACAUUUAGUGAUGAUUUAGUUGCUGUUGGAUCCAAUUCAAGCUCGUCGAUUGAAUCUGUUGAAUCAUUUGCUCCUCAAACCACAUCAACCCCACCUGAUGAACAACUGGACAAUAAUGAGGGCAUCAUUAGUGAUCCAUCAAUCCUUUACAACUCAAUUGACAAGUAUCACACCUGGAUCUCAGCUAUAUCUGACAAGUCAUUUACGGAUUCAAUAAAUUACCUCCGGGCUGUCAAUACCAAGGAUGAUUCUUUGAAAAUUGAUGGCAAAAUCCAUCAAAUUUACAAAUCUCAACUGUAUGGACACCCUUCAUCGUCAUUGCAUGCAACCUCAACCAAUGGAUCCUCAACCACAAGUCGCCAUAGCUCAAUUGCAUCGGAUGGAUCUGGAUCUGGGGCUGGAGGUGGCAGUGGAAGCGGAUCAGCAGCAGGCGAUAAUGUGUACCGCGUCAAGUCAUUAAUUUCAAUUGAAGAUGAUGAAGAAGCAAAGAAGAGAAAAGAAAUGAGACGUAAGCGAAGAGCCAGUGGAUCUGCUGCUUCUGGUGGAGCUAAUGGUAGUGGUGGAAGUUCUAGUGGAUUCCUUUCAAGUAUGAAGAGUAAUGAUUCAGGUGGAUCUAGUGGUAAUGAGACUAAAGGAAAGAAAUCAUUUUGGAGGAAAAUUGGAUUCAAAAAGGGAUAG